AUGACAUCCGUCUUCCGCAAUGGUCGCAUUUUUGUGCCCUCAUCCGGCGCAGACAAUGAAUUUGCCAAUACAAUGAUCAUCGAGAACGACCGAAUUUCCUAUGUCGGCUCUCUCGAAAACGCUCAAGUCCCCGCAGAUGCAACAGUGGUUGAUCUGGAGAAUCGCGUUGUUGUUCCCAGCUUUAUUGACAGCCAUGUGCAUAUCUUGCAGUAUGGACAUUCCCUGCGGAAAGUGGAUCUAAUCGCCUGUACUUCGCUGGAACAGAUCCGGGAGGCUAUCAAGUCAUACGCCGAGUCUAACCCAUCUGUUCCCCGGAUUCUCUGCCGGGGAUGGAUCCAAAACUCAACCAAUGGAGUUGCUUUAGCUAGUAUGUUGGAUGAUUUGGAUCCUCGGCCUAUUUAUAUCGACGCUUUCGACCUUCAUUCUAUGUGGUGUAAUUCUGCUGGACUCGAGGAGAUGAAAGCUCAUACUGCUCCGGAUCUUCCUGGUGGAACUAUUCAUCGAGACGAGUAUGGCAAGGCCUCGGGUCUAUUGGAUGAGUCUGUCCUGAUAAAUCUGGCCUGGCCACAUUUGGAAAGCCUCUAUUCGAAAGAGGACAAUCUGAGCGCCCUGGAGGUGGCCAUUUCCACUUACACUGCCGCCGGAUACACGGGUAUCGUCGAUAUGGCUAUGGACGAAGGUUCAUGGGAGGUCUUGCAAGAAUAUCGACGCGAUAAAACAAUUCCUUUCCACAUCGGUGCUCACUGGCUCGUUCCAUUCACCGACGAUCAGCAAGCCAAUUUCACCUAUGUGGACCGGGCAAUUGAACUACGAAAGCAGUUCUCCGAUCCCGCCUUCACUGUUCUCGGAAUCAAGUUGAUUUGCGACGGUGUGGUUGACGGGUGCACCGCUGCCCUUCACCAGCCGUAUACCGGCAAAUCAGAUCCAGUGGAACCAAUCUGGCCAGCGGAUAUGCUCAAGGGUGUUGUCCAGCGUGCUGAUUCAGCCGGUCUCCAAUGCGCGAUCCAUGCCAUUGGUGACAAGGCCGUCCACCAAGCAAUUAACGUCCUGUCAGAAGUCGGUACUCCAGGCCGGAGACACAGGAUCGAACAUCUCGAAUUGAGCACAUCUGAGGAUGCGAAGCGACUCGGCCAAUUAGGUAUUACGGCAUCUAUUCAACCAGUCCACUCCGAUCCAGCCCUUUUCAAGGCCUGGCCCAGUCUUGUCGGUCCGCACCGAUGCAAGCGAGCAUUUGCCUAUAAGGAUUUCCUGGAUGGUGGUGCUAAUAUCGCUAUUGGCACUGAUGCGCCUACCGCUCGGCACUUGCCUUUCCCCAAUCUUUAUAAUGCUACCACUAGGCGGUCUGCGCUUGAGCCGGAGUCUAUUGAUACAGUUAACUCACAUUUUGGUAUCACUUUGGCUCAGGCGGCCACUGCUGCUACGACUGGUGCUGCUUAUGCGCGCUUUGCGGACUCUUGGACUGGAAGUUUGAAGGAGGGAAUGAAAGCGGAUUUCCUUGUUGUUGAUAUGCAGUGGAAUCCAGAGACACUUCUUGAAGCGAAUGUUUAUCAGACUUGGUAUUUGGGUAAGAAGAUCUAUGAUUCGAAGUUGGGUACGAAGGUAUAG
This is a messenger RNA of Penicillium pulvis, 1605 nucleotides long. Its product is annotated as amidohydrolase. The transcript has a single exon. The coding region runs from base 1 to 1605 and encodes 534 amino acids. The record is from RefSeq and is a predicted model, not a curated record. NCBI's taxonomy places the organism in Eukaryota, Fungi, Ascomycota, Eurotiomycetes, Eurotiales, Aspergillaceae. Gene Ontology annotation, molecular function: hydrolase activity, acting on carbon-nitrogen (but not peptide) bonds.